CGCGCUGCGGCCGCUCGGUGCCGGCCCCGGCGCUGGCGCCGCCCGCCGCCGCCCGCCCGCUUCUCCCUAUUUUAGUCACGGCGGCGGCCGCGGUGGCGGGAGUGGCGAGGGGGGAGCGGCGCUGGGAGCCCGUCCGGGGAACUUUUUCCGACGGCGGGGAACGGGGCAGGAGUCUCCAAGAUGAAUACUACAGCAACGAGCCCACUCACUGUUACUCCGCUAGGUUUUAUUCCAGACUUAAAAAAUGCCACGCUUGUGCCUUUCAAUGAGACUGCAUGUGAAAACUGGAAGGAGAUUCAUCAUCUUGUUUUCCAUGUGGCAAACAUUUGCUUUGCAGCUGGACUGGUUAUUCCAACUACUCUGAAUCUUCAUAUGAUUUUUCUGCGAGGCUUGCUCACCAUAGGAUGUGCAUUGUUCAUCAUUUGGGCUACACUCUACCGCUGUGCCUUGGACAUAAUGAUUUGGAAUUCUGUGUUUUUGGUUGUCAACCUUUUACAUUUCAUAUACCUAGUGUAUAAAAGACGACCGAUCAAGAUAGAGAAGGAGCUUAGUAGCCUCUACAGGAGAAUGUUUGAACCUCUCCAUGUGCCUCCAGAGCUCUUCCAAAGACUAACUGGACAAUUCUGCAACAUCCAGACUUUAAAGUCAGGCCAAGCCUAUGCUGCAGAAGAUAAAACUUCAGUUGAUGAUAGGCUAAGCAUCCUGCUGAAGGGGAAAAUGAAGGUGUCUUAUCGAGGACAUUUUCUGCACAAUAUUUACCCCUGUGCCUUUAUAGAUUCUCCUGAAUUUCGAUCAACGCAGAUGAACCGGGGUGAGAAAUUCCAGGUCACCAUUAUCGCAGAUGAUAACUGCAAGUUCCUGUGCUGGUCCAGAGAAAGGCUGACUUAUUUUCUGGAAUCUGAGCCAUUUCUUUAUGAGAUCUUUAAGUAUCUUAUUGGCAAAGAUAUUACAAAUAAACUCUAUUCAUUGAAUGACCCGACUUUAAACGACAAGGCUUCAAAAAAGAUUGAUCGACAGCCUAGUCUUUGCUCACAGCUCUCUGUGAUGCAGAUGAGAAACAGUAUGGCCAGUACCAGUGACAGUGAGGAUGGCUUGCAGAUGUUUCUUCGCGGAACUUCCUCUGCAUCCUCUCUUCGCCCGGGCCGGACAUCUCCCUACCUGAGAACUUCAGCAAAAAUGAAGCCAAUAGAAGAAAGUGUCGAAGAUGAUGUCUUUGAAGCACCAUCUGCAGAUAAGCUUGAACUCCAGCGGCUGCCUUAAACAGAUGUGUCCUCAGGCACAUCACAGGUUGUGCAAGUCUCCAGUGCAAGAGGAAGAAGCUGAAUUUGGGAGGAAUCUGAAAGCUAAAACCACCUCUCUGCGUUUGAAUUUACCAUAGCAUCUGUCAGUGGCUUCUAGAUCGAAAUGUCACAUUUUAUUUUACUUCUAAAUAAAAAAUAAAACUUC
Tyto alba (common barn owl) is the source of this 1446-nucleotide messenger RNA. It is a transcript of the gene POPDC1, whose product is annotated as blood vessel epicardial substance. Lineage: Eukaryota; Metazoa; Chordata; Aves; Strigiformes; Tytonidae. The record is from RefSeq and is a predicted model, not a curated record. The transcript is spliced from 8 exons. Gene Ontology annotation, cellular component: sarcolemma. Gene Ontology annotation, molecular function: cAMP binding. The coding region runs from base 181 to 1260 and encodes 359 amino acids.